Molecule: messenger RNA, 2349 nt
Organism: Purpureocillium takamizusanense
Lineage: Eukaryota; Fungi; Ascomycota; Sordariomycetes; Hypocreales; Ophiocordycipitaceae
Exons: 2
Coding region: 149-1120 (323 amino acids)
Source: RefSeq, a predicted model, not a curated record
UCUUCAACAUCUUCGACUCACAUCCUCAUCGUUGCCAUCGCCGGCUGCCACGAUAUAACGCUAGAAGCCGCGUGCCUUCGAAUCCCACACACUCACCUCUGCACCGCACACACGCCCACGCCUCCUCGGUCGACUCGACGACGAAACCAUGGGCACACGUCCUGCUGGCAAGGCGGGCUCUUGGUACCCUCGCGCGCUCGACGAUCUCCAAGGCCAGCUCGAUGGAUAUCUCGCCAAGGUUCCUGAGACCGUCGACGGCUCGGCGGUGCCCAUCGCCGACGCCCGCAUCGUGAUUGCCCCGCACGCUGGCUACGACUACUCGGGAGACUGCGCGGCGUGGGCAUACAGCUGCCUGGACCUCAGCAAAGCGAAGCGCGUCUUCGUUCUCGGCCCAUCCCACAGGUACUACUUGGAGGGCUGUGCCGUCACAACUUUCGCCAAGUAUGCCACGCCAUUUGGGGACUUUACCGUGGACAGGGACACUAUCCAGCGUGUCAAGGAGGCGGGGGACAUGGCCGAUAUCCCCCGAUCCAAGGACGCCGAGGAGCAUUCGCUCGAGAUGCACCUCCCCUACCUCUGGAAGCGCUGCGACAAGGCGUUUGGCUCCCCGGACAAGUUCCCCGCCAUCGUGCCCAUUCUCAUCGGCGACAAUAGUCGCGCCGAAGAAAAGAACGUUGGCCGGGUCCUCGCCUCAUACCUCAAAGACCCCGACAACGCCUUCGUCAUUAGCUCCGACUUCUGCCACUGGGGCGACCACUUCAGCUACCAGCCAUACUCGCCCACCAACGACAUCACAAAGCUCACAAUGCUCCGCUGGCGCGACUCGACUCCCGCGGGGCCGCCGAUCCACGAGACGAUUCGCCUGCUUGAUGAGGCCGCCAUGGACGCGGUCAAGAGCGGCAAGCACGACGCCUUUGUCGACAAUCUUCGCCUGACAGGCAAUACCGUGUGUGGCAGACAUCCGAUCGGCGUCGCGAUGGCGGCCCUGGAACUCAUUGCAAAGGAGACCGGCGACAGUAACAAAUACCGCUUCAAGGUUGUGCGGUACGACCGGAGCAGCUUGGUAACGAGCGCCAACGAUUCCAGCGUCAGCUACGUGUCGGCAUAUGCCGUACUGUAGCGAUGGUGCGGCGCACGCGGUGGGCAUUCGGGGCGAGUGAGUGACAUGGAGUUGGUCUCCAACGUGCCCUGCUUGCUAUCCGGGCGGGUGCGGGCGGCCCAAGUGGCUUUGUUACUUUCGUGAAUGAAUGCAAACCAUCUUUCUUCAGCACUCUGCGGCGCUGAUGAGAAGGCGGUGGUUGGUUGGCCCGACGCGGAGCCGGCGCCGGGUCGCGUACAUUGAUCCGUUCAGCUUGGUGCGAUGCCAGCACUAACCUUUCGGGCCCAUGUUUGCCCCCCUACACCAGGUGCUUCAAACCUACUGCAGCACACCGGGCAAAACGCAAAGGCAGAUUCGACCGUGCUGACCAAAGCUGACGCGCCGUGUGCAAUCAGCCUCGCUCGGGCUGACAUUGGUAGCGCCGGAUGGUGCGUGCGAAACGGAGCACCCAACACCAUCACUGUUUGCCAGCCACGCGUAGAUGGAGGAGUGCAGUGCCACGCGGACGACCUUGGGCAUGCAAAGGAGAUUCCACUGUCUCUGAUGCCCUCGAGCGCGAGGCAAAUCCAGACGCGACCCGGUCUCGUGCCCGGCGGUAGGGGGGGCACGCUGACCGGCGUCAAAAGGGGCAUCGCAACGGUGGCCGAAGACUACCAGGCUAGCAUUCUGGACGUCCAAUCUGGCACAUGAAACCUGACCGUUCUCGAGGAGAGCGGGUGGACGCCAUGGACGCCUCCCUGCCCCGCCAUACUAGGUAUUAGCCUCCUGCACCCGACCCGACGCCUGGCUCAGCCUGAGCGAGAGAUCAUGGCGAGUCCCACCCGCAUUGCACCGCUGCUGCCCAUGUCGUUACAAGUGUUGGGUGGCCAAACGAGCCCACGCGGCCAGGGUCGAAUCACAAAGUCAGGGUGCGGCUGGUCUGCGGCGCAAGCGCCUCGCUUUGACUCGUAACUCACUCACACACGAGGGCCCUGGUGCUCGAUGCGGUCGUCGUCGCCUCGGAGUGAUCUUUGCAAGCGCGUGUCACCACCGUGCUACAGAGAUGAAAUCAAAAAUAAAUAAGUACGUAGAGUCGGGCUUGUUUGAACGAGGCGCCUGGGAGGAAUGAAAGAUUGCAGUGAAUGACGUUUGCCCUUUCGCUGCAAUGCAAUGAAAAACACGGGAUUUGCGGUCGCUUGGGCUGUGUAAACCGAGUUCAGUCGCACAGUGCUCCUUCUCGCCGCCAGGCAGUGUUCGCCCAGUACUGAGCC